AUGGAAAAGUUCAAGGCCAUGCUGGACCUGCAGAGCAAGCACCGCAAUGCCCUGGGCUAUAGCCUGGUGACCCUACUGAUGGCUGGUGGGGAGAUCUUCUCUGCAGUGGUGUUCCAGUGUCCCUACACUGCACCCUAAGGCCUGGUGUUCUUGCUGGUGCCUGCGCUCGCGCUUUUCCUCCUGGGAUGUGCGCUGAGCGCGCGCACGUGGCGCCUAUUCACUGGCUGCUGCUCCCUGAGCGCGCGAUUCACUUCGGGGUUGCGCAGCGCGUUCGUGUGCGCUCAGCUCAGCGCUACCGCGGCGUUAGCGCCCCUCACCUGGGUGGCCGUGGCGCUGCUCGAGGGCUCUUUCUACCAAUGUGCCAUCAGCGGGAGCGCGUGCUUGGCUCCAUACCAGUGCAAGGGCCGCGACCCCAACUGCAAUGCCAAGCUACCGCAGGUUCCCUGCAACAAGCAGGAGGCGGAAAUGCAGGAGAUCCUGAGGUUCAGUCUCAGGUUAGGCUCUGGGAGUGAUGAGGAGGUGCUCGGUUGCAUUUUGAUAGCUGCCAUUAUUAUCUUACUUCUUCUUGUUAAGUCUGUGACCCGAUGCUUCUCUCCGGUUAGUUAUCUGCAGUUAAAAUUCUGGGCAAUCUAUUUGGAAAAGGAGAAGCAGAUUCUUCAAAGUCAAGCUACAGAACAUGCGACAGAGUUGGACAAAGAGAAUAUUAGAUGUUUCUUUGAGUGCUCGAAGCGGAAGGAAUGCAACACUCAAAGCAGUAAAGCCUGGCAGGAAAUCUCAGCAUUGUACAAGUUCAAUCCCAAGAACCUCUACAGCAUGCUGCACAAGUAUGUUAGCAGAAAAGAAAUGAACAGCAGUGUCCGCUCUGAGGAAGGAGAUGCAGUGAUCCCUGUCCUUGGCUUUGUAGAUGACAUGUCCAUGACCAACACUGACAGACUAUGA
Mus pahari (shrew mouse) is the source of this 939-nucleotide messenger RNA. RefSeq names its product calcium homeostasis modulator family member 6 (gene Calhm6). Lineage: Eukaryota; Metazoa; Chordata; Mammalia; Rodentia; Muridae. Gene Ontology annotation, molecular function: monoatomic cation channel activity. The record is from RefSeq and is a predicted model, not a curated record.